GGCGUCCCCUUUGGUCGGGUGUGGGGUGAGCUGUGUUACGACUUUGACACCGUCAUUUGUAUGUGAGAUUCGUAAAGUCGCUUAAAUAUCAAUCUUUCAUAUUCCCAUUUCAAUGCCAACGUUCCUCUCUCUCUCUCUCUCUCUCUCUCUCUCUCUCUCUCUCUGCAUCUUCUACUCCACUGUAGCUCCAUUUUCCUUAUUUUACGUGGUGCAAAUCAACGAAAAGAUAUCAAAUUCUUGAAUCUGUAGCUCCAAAAGUCAUGUUUCGAACCAGAGUCAGCGAUUCCAAAGAAAUGAACACCGGCAGGGUUAUCGUUGAAAAAGGAUUUGUAUACGAAAAGGAAACGCAUCUGACAGUUAUGAAAACCUCUCUGUUCUUCGCCGGCGAUGGUUUCGCCGUUUACGAUUCCAACGGCCAAGUCGUCUUCCGUGUUGACUCAUACGGUCCAGACAAUCGUGACGCAGGGGAACUCGUUCUCAUGGAUUCCUCCGGUCGCUGCCUCCUCACCGUUCGCCGGAAGAGACCAAGUCUACAUCAACGUUGGGAGGGUUUUAUAGGUGAGAGGACGGAAGGUGAUAAACCGAUAUUCAGCGUGAAGAGAUCUUCGAUCAUCGGGAAGUCAAACAUGACGGUGGAGAUGUUCGGCGAUCGGUCGGAGGAGUACCAUAUCGAAGGAUGCUUCUCUCAGAGGAACUGCACGAUGUAUGAUUCGGCGAAGGAAACAAUGGCGGAGAUUAGACGCAAAGUGGAUGCUUCGACAAAUGUGAUGCUUGGAAAAGACGUAUUCUCGCUCACACUGAAACCAGGUUUCGAUGGUGCGUUUGCGAUGGGAUUGGUUCUGGUUCUUGAUCAGAUCAACGGUGAUGAUGGAGGUGUUGAUUUAGACCCUACCAUGGAAGAGUGCAGUUUGUCUUCUUGAGUUAAAUUUUAUUUGAUAUUAAAAUUAAAAUGGAAAUAAAGUUUGAAUUUCUCAAGUAUAUUCGUGGUUUUGAAAAUAUUGGUACCAUUAAAUAUCAACGGUGUGGAUAGGGGUCGUAACGGGUGGGUGUAGCUGAUUCUACCUCAAUUCUCGCUUCAUUCCACGUUAUACAUAUCGACACUAAAAAUAUAUUUAUUUAUUUAUGCAGUGUCCAAAAUUAAAUUAUAUUUUUUUACAUACAGUUUUGAUGUGGUAAAGUUGUGGGCCCGUUAUAAGAUCUGUGGUUAUCAAUUCUUAUUCAAUUAUAUCUUUUGUGGGGUUAAUUCAAAAGAAAUGUAUAAAUGCUUCUAGAAUUUCUUUAAAUUAUAUAAAUAGUUUAUCACACGUCUGUAAAUGGUGUGCGACAUGGCCGAU
This is a messenger RNA of Lactuca saligna, 1334 nucleotides long. NCBI's taxonomy places the organism in Eukaryota, Viridiplantae, Streptophyta, Magnoliopsida, Asterales, Asteraceae. The record is from the annotation of a GenBank genome assembly.